AUGCCACCGUCACGGACGACGUCUUCCAGCCCGGCACCACCUGCCGACAGGCUGGUCGUGCCCUUGCAAAGCGUGAUUCUCAACGGCAAGGAUCCGAGGGCUGAAAUGGACGGCGUGGCUGAGCUAGUCAUCAAGGGCGAAAGACAAAUAAUUCCCGGUGUCUCGUGGACAGAAAAUCGCUCUGGGGUCUACCCGACGACGCAAAUCAUGACGAUACUAUGCGGGAAUCACACACUUGAGAUGAUCGACUUGGGACGCUUUGCCCAGGAGUCGUCCAAGGAUGUUCUUUUCUGGCGCGUAGACCAGGGCUUCAUAGAUCUGACCUUUGAGUACCCACUGAGCGGAAGCCGCAGAGCGUCUGUGGGGGAAGUGUCGUCAGCCCAGGGGUCGAGUUCUCAGCCCGCAAGCACUCACCAAAGACUGCGGCUCAUUUUUGCGAGCCACGAUGGCUUCGCGAAGACCUGCAGUGCUCUUGAGGCGCUUGGCAUUCUCCGUCCAGCCUUUCGCAUCCAACGGCCGCGCACCUCGCAGCUUCCAGCAGCCCCUAGUCGACCUCGCAGCGGCCAAGUCUCCCGCUCGGCCUCCGCCCUCGCAAUGGCAUCGCCCUCGCACCGAUCCUCACCCUCUCGGUCUGAGAAGUCAUUCAGCAGCUCUCCUCACCCAAGUAGCCAGUUUUCCAGGAUUCCUCUCGUCGGCAGAGAGCAGGGACUUCGGGCUCGGUCAAUUUCUCAGAUGCCACCUCCUGCUAGCAGGCCUGCAUCUCCGAUGGACUCUCAGCAGAAUAGCUCUCCUCUACCUACCCGAAGUCCCUACUUUCAGGCCCGUCCAGCCUCCCACGCCAGCCCAUCCCGACCCGAUGGUAACAUCACAAAUUCGGCCCCGGGCCGCCCUAGGUUUGAGGGUGUACCCUCUCCUUACCGGUUCAAUCCAAGAAGGAAUCUAGCCCAAUCGCAUUUCCGGGCCACAGGAUCGCAACUAGAACAGCAAGGCAUACACAAAUCGCCCAGGAGGGUGGUUCGGGGUGCCAUACCAUUAUCCUUGCAGGCUAGCAUUGAAAAGGGUCUGCCGUCGUUGUCCCCCCUAAGACCUGUCGCCAGGACCACGCCAUCGAAUGAAACUCCAGUGCAAUGGGCGGAUGCCAUCCCCUCCACUGACUAUCAGGUGCAAGCUACUUCGGCACCUCUUGAUAUUCGGGGCGAGGCGAGGACAGCGGACGCGGCUACGAGCACAUUCCAGCCGCCGGUUCGAACCCAACCUUUCUUCUCUUCAACGUCUCGACUUUGGACAUUCUUCUUGGAGAAAUCUGAUGCGGCUAUGAAAGCCGCCGAGAACUCGGAGGAGGCGAAAUCUCAAAUCAUUUACGAAUGUGGCCACGAGUUUGCCCUUGCUUUCAAUACUCUCUGCGGGAGCACCAACAUUGGAUCCUGA
Gaeumannomyces tritici R3-111a-1 is the source of this 1428-nucleotide messenger RNA. RefSeq lists its product as hypothetical. Lineage: Eukaryota; Fungi; Ascomycota; Sordariomycetes; Magnaporthales; Magnaporthaceae. Bases 1 to 1428 code for a protein of 475 amino acids. The transcript has 3 exons. The record is from RefSeq and is a predicted model, not a curated record.